CCCGUUAAACAGCCCGAAGAUGUUCUGAGGCGCAUCGUUCGUAAAAGAUGAAGGCCGUAAUCGCGACGUGUCUCCUUCUCCUCUUCGUCACCGGCGUCGUCUCCGUCGAGUGGAAACACAGCGCCGUCCUGGACAAUAACUUCUUAGUUCUUUGGACGCCUGGCGAGAGGGACGUGAUGUUCGAGAUUCAAGUGAAGACCCUCGGCUACGUGGGUCUCGGUUUCACGAGGGAUGACGGCACCGUUGGAGCUGACAUGGUCAUUGGAUGGGUGGACAACAACGGACAGCUCCAUCUUCAGGAUCGACACGUGAAGAAUUCCAGCAAGGAUCCUCAGAUGGACUCCAGCCAAGACUAUUGCCUGCUACUAGGUUACGAGAACAAGACGCACACGGUUCUCCGUUUCAGCAGACGAUACGAUACGUGCGACCCGCGGGACCUCAAGAUCACGAACGACACGAUGCAAGUGGUUUGGCAAUAUCACGUGGAGGAACCGGUGUCCGCGGCCGGAGUUUUGCCGGAUCACGACGCCAUCCGUGGAUCGAGGCCGCUCUAUCUGGUGCAAAGGGACGCGCAGCCGAGGCCGACGUCGCGCAACCAAGAAGCCGAACCGCCGCUACAAACGUGGGACAUAUUGAACCAGCAGGUUCGCUUACCCAAGGGACAAGACACGUUGCUUUGGUGCCGCGUUGUAAGGAUGCCAAACAUUGAUCACAAACACCACGUCGUGAAGUACGAGCCGGUGAUACAACCCGGAAGUCACGAUUACCUGCAUCACAUGACUUUGUACGAGUGUCGUGGGGAUCAGGUGCAAUUGGAAUCCGCCGCGAAGACGUCCGGCAGUGUUUGCUAUCAGCCCAAUCAGCCGUCUUUUCAAUGUAACACAAUCGCGGCUAUCUGGAGCCUGGGCUCUGAGGGUUUCAAUUAUCCGCCGGAGGCCGGCUACGCGCUCGAUCCGCACGCGGGGCCAGGCUACUACAUGCUGGAAACGCACUACAUGAACCCGCAGAUGGACGCGUUCAUCAGCGACAGCUCCGGCCUGCGUUUGCAUUACACGGACAAGCUGCGUACCCACGACGCCGGCAUCCUGAGCGUUGGCAUCGAUCCGAACUGGAGGCACAUCAUACCGCCUGGCCAGCCAGAGGUGGUCUCCGAAGGUCACUGCAUCUCAGACUGUACCGGCCACACCAUACCCAACAGCGGCAUCAACAUAUUCGCCGUCAUCAUGCAUACUCAUCAGCUAGGGAGGAAGGUCCGAUUGCGUCAGAUAAGGUCUGGCGAGGAGCUGCCACCCAUUGCGUCUGACACCAAUUACGAUCCUAGCUAUCAGGAGUAUCGGAAAUUACAGAAGCCCGUCAGGGUCUAUCCGGGUGAUCACUUGGUGGCCGAAUGUACAUACUCGUCGAAAUCUAGGCAAGCAAUCACGCUCGGCGGUUUAACGACCAGGGAAGAAACUUGUUUAGUGUCCACUCUUUAUUAUCCUCGUAUCGAGCUGUCGCUCUGCUACUCUUUGCCUUCGUUGCCGACGGUUCUGCAAAGUUUGGGAAUCCAGAAACUGAUGCAGGGUUCCAGCCCGGUAAAGAUUCAAGAACCGCAAAAGUUGUCCGGGAUGACGUUGGAGGAACGUUUGCUCAGCUACGACUGGGAGACCAGCUUCCAGAGCUUCCAAGAAGCAACUCGUAGCGGCACGUUCAAACCGCUUUGCUGGACGAGCAAGGGGGCGCUGCCGGGCACCGACAGUCUGGAGGUUCACUAUCCAAGGAUUCUCAGGCCGUACGAGGAGGUGAACCUGCCCUGCUCGAAGAAACCACUGAGGAAUAAACUGUCGAUGUUGCUCAGCGAGGACGAGGACAUCGGCGCACCGGUGGAUCCAGACAGCGACGAGACGAACGCCGUCGAACGUGGACAAUUGGUGCGCAGCAAAGUGUCACGCAGCAGUGACGGCCCAACCGGCGGAAGUUCCUCUACCAGAUCGGUACCGUUUCUCCUGAUAUCAUCGGCCAUUCUGGUGGCCAUCGUUGGCCACGGCACGUUCAGGUGAACGCUGGCUGGUCGUCUGCACGCCGAUCGACCGACCGAUCGAUUUCGUUUACCUAGGACGGCCGUUUUAUCUUCUUGUUGAUCGCGCUGGACCGGGGAGGAGAUGCAUAUGUAAGUACGUACCGGUGUGUACCUACCUUUGACGCGUCACUUCAACUAAACAACUACUGUAUUCGUCGUUCAUUGGUCGUUGAGUGAGGACGGUGGUAGACACCGUGGUGUGGUGUUCCUUUUCGCGUUCGUUUUCCACGCGUUCGCGGUACGCGUGUGUGCACGGCUUUCGCCGAACGAUUGUCGGCACAAUUUUUCACACAGACGACGACAUUCGUUCGAAGCACGUCAACGGAGAGCCGACGGACUGAUGGAUCCUAUCGGGGCAAAAGAGAAAUAUAUAAUAUUUUUGAUGGCUUCGUGUGGUGAUCGCGCGCGUCGAAUGAUUUACGCGGAUCGCCGAAGUCCGGGGUGGACGGUCUGUAGAAGAUUGCCAAAUAUAUACGAUAUUUUCCCCAAACGAACGUCCAUCGUAGGGUCUACGUUGUCCUCAUUCGACGAUCGACCUCCCUUUUCGCGAUCUCUGCUCGCGCAUUAUAUUGUUAUGACGUAUCGCGUACUCGCGCAGGGGAACCGUCGUUGGAUAUCUUUCAAUUUCGAUCCGACUUCUCUCUCUCUCUCUCUCUCUCUUUCUCCCUCUUCGUCGGGAAAUGUUAACGCGCGCACGCGCGCGCGGAAAAGGUAAACGUAUAAAUGUCUGUCUGUGCCUCGCGAAACAUCGAUUCGUAUCGACGCCGGGAUGAAAGCACGCUUUUAGGUUCGUUCGCGGGUAAUCGAUUUUAUUCAGAAUUUAAUUCGAUUUCAUUCGGUUAGUCGCCGAGUAUUUCGCUCGGAGGUGAACACGGGUCGCGCGCAAAGGUUGAUACGAUCAAAGAAGGUCACUCGAAAUCCUGCAAAGGAUCGCGUUUCCGUCGUAGCGUCGGCCUGCGCUUGCGUCGAAACGGAUGGUUCUCUCGCCCUUUGACACGAUCAGAUAAGAGGAACGUCGAUACGAGUCGUGAAUCGAAAUCGCCGGCGACAAAGUCACUCGCUCCGUUGCUCUCCUCCUUUCCGUUACUUUCACCUACUUCGUGUGCACGUCUGACGUAUGCAUAUUAUAUUGCGUGAUAUACGACACGAGAUGUUCAAUAAUACGAGCGAUCGUACGUACAUACGUGCGAUUUGACAUACGCGUUUGAUUUUGUUCGACUCACGUUCCUCCGGCCGAUUAGCAACAGCAUUAGUACGUGACAACGCGAUACGAUACAAGUUUUCUAGUCUGUUUACACGAGCAACGAUCCGCAGUUUCGAACCGGAGUUUCGCUUCGUCUCAAGGUAUGAGCGACACAAUUACUCUUCAGCGGUUAACUAUCGUAAACGAAAGAUAUCCACGAGGGAAUCGAGAUCCUGCCGAUCGAGCGGGAUUAUUUUCUGGCUUCUGGACUCGAAAGAAAUUUUAUAUUGUUGGCUGUUUAUUAUUUACCGUGCCGAGAACCAAGCGAAUCGAACCAAGCGUUUGUGCGAAACCUUGACAAAAUCAUUGGAUACUUGGAGAGAUAGAUUUCGGACGUUGACUUUGCAGAUUUUUCAGGGAUCAAUCUCACAACAGGGGAGAUCGCUUGCUUCUCGCCGGAAUCUGUAUAUUCCGUUACUAUUAGAUUUAUGCGAAUAGAUGCGUUUUUUAACGGGAGACUGUGCAAACGUUGAUCGAUUCGCGCUCGACGCUCACAGGCAUCAAGCUUUCCAACGCCGUACUUGGAAACUCUCGCACUUGACCAACGUUUGCACCAAUUUCCCCCUGUGUAAUAUUCUGUACAGUUCCUUAAUGUGUAAUUCUCGUUGUUCGGCCGGCCGUUCACGCCGGCGAUUAUUUAUUUUUUAUUUAAUUGUAUAGAGAGAGGAAGUUUUACACUCGCGUUGACACUCUGUUUCGCCCGCGUUUCCACGUUUCGCGUUAGGUGUACAUCCGUAUAUGUAUAUGCGUUCUUUUUUUUUUUUUUUUAAUAUAUAUAUAUAUUCCGCGCACCAACACGUUUGCGAAGCGUCGCCUGCGACACGGCACACGCGGUCUUUCGCAUCGAUCUCCUCUGCGCGAUCGACACCGCGCAACGGAAGACGAGCGCUUCCCUUUCUUCGCGAUGACGCUUUAAAGCGGUGCUUUGACUCCUUGGUAGACCGUCUCGUCGCGCAUUUCGUAUGAUUUGAUCAAUCACUACUUUCAGUAGUUAGGAAGCGUGAUUCACAUCAGGAUGUAUAUCGUUUGAAAUUUCACCGGAGCAUCGUGUUUCAUUCGACCAUGUCGAGCAGUGUGUGUAAUAGUUUGUGACAAUAAACGAGUUUGUUUGGAUGAACAAUUUACCGCCGAUGGUAACCAAAUGAUGAGAAAGCGAAAAAAAAAAAAAAAAAGGAAAGAAAGACAAAUAUUAACGUGCAUGUUCUUAAUAUCGAUCAGACAUUGACACUACAAUUUUAAAACCGACCAGAGAAAGCGGAGUUUUUUCUCCCCUCUUUUCUCGAGCAUGGAAUUAAACCCAAUCUAGUUGGCGUGGCUGAGUUUAAUUUGGAUCCGAUUCUUGACCUGUCACUGUGUACCCUCAUUUGAUACUCGUUCAGUCGAUUAAACCUUCGAAGCACCACUUUAAUUAUUGGGAAAGGAGAAAGAGAGAGGGGAAGGGGAAACGGAAAGGAAUAACACACGUAUGACGGCGUGCAAGGGGAAGAGGACUUACCGCGGAGCACCGCGAUCGAUAGUAUUGUAGUCAAGAGUCCCUUAAUGCGCGCGCUUUUCCUCGAUUCUAUUUGCAUUAGGGGCAGAGAACGAAGAUUUUGCGGUCAAAGACACAAGAUCUCGCGGUGCUUCGUUCGCUGGUUUGUUUUUCGGAAGGUCGCACGAGCGAGAUAUCCCGCGAUUUCGAUUAGAUUCGCGCGUGUGUGCCUGUUGUUUUUCGUUCACUUCUCUGUCGUCGAUUUAAAAAUCCAACCGGUUCGUUCGAUCCCGUGUUUGUUCAGUCGGUGUCUUUUGCUAUCAAUCUCCUGCGAUUCGCGACGACCGAUCAUCGAUGAAAAAGCUCUCUUUCUCUCUUUCUCUCUCUCUCUUUUUCUUUAGCGUAGAAAUAUUUAAAAAAAACCUCACUAAGUAGUCGGACUAAUCGGUAAAAGGAAAAAAAAAAAAAAACUAAUAAGCGCGUAGCCACAUUUUACAAUUUAAUACUACGGUAAUUCGUAAAUGUCAUAGGGGAUCUGUGUGUGUAGAGAUCGUAGGGCAGUCGAGCGAUUACCUUCACCCUCGAGGAGAAAAAAAAAGAAAAAAAAAAGGAAGAAAAGAAAGGAAAAGAAAGAAAGAGGAGAAAACACGUUACUUUUAGGCGCUGAAGGUCCGUUCCUUUUCAAGCAUUAAUCGUUCUUGCCGAGCCGGGUUUGCCGGUGAUACUGCCAAUCGUCGCUUCGCUAAUGUCAGCGUACCAAUUCCACAUCGUACCCCGUCUUUCGUACGCCGUUCUUCUUUCUUUCGUUCACCCUCCCUGUUGUUCUCUUUCGUUUUUCCAUACGCAUAACACGGAGCCGUCGAGUCAGCGCGUGCAACGCGUCUGAAUAUCCAUACGAAACACGCGGACCUACGUACACAGAAAGGAAGAACACGGAAAAAUUAUCGUCGACGUGUGCUCGUCGGCGUGAUAUCGAAAAAAAAAAAAGAGAUCGGCGAGGUGACAGGAUCGAUCGACGAUCGAAUGACAGAGGAUCGAGGUAAACGCAGUUACGAGGAGAACAGGACAAUUUCGAGAAACGUUCGAUACGAGGUGUCAGUUGCUUUUCCUUACCUCGAGUUUCCUCGCUGCGUGUACGUAUGUGCGGAACGUAGCGAUCCUCCACGGAACGAACGACGAUUUAUCAUCGCCGAUGAAACUCGUUCACGAUCUGAGAGGCGAGGAGAAGAAGUCGUUCGACGUGACUUCUUCCGUGCACUGCGACGUCGACGGCGGUGAUUUUCAGUGAAGCGGUGGUCCGGUUCGUUGACGCCUGAUCGUCACAGCGAGACGUCGCGUCGCCGAGGGGUGUUUUUUUUUUUUUUUUUUUUUUUUUCGGGAGCGUUGGGUGUUGGGGAAGAAUGUUUGGCCUGAUAGGAACUGUCGGUGAUAUGACCAGAACAAUCAAGCAAAGUGUCACAAGUAAAUGUCAUUUAUGCUGGAAUAAUUAUGUUAGAUAAAUAGGGAACGAUAUUACGCAUUUAUACCCAAUGAUCUUGCAUCGUAUGUACGUUAGCUGGUUCGUUAUCGCGCCGAGAUUCCUGGCUUUCAUCGAGCGUUCGAUAAAGCUAACCACUACCAGAGAGAGAGCUGUCACAUUUGUAAUUUCAUCCUAACGAUAAAUUACAAAACGCGUUGUAACGUGCCAGCGGGUGGAUCCGUGUAACGAGACGGUGUGACAAAAGAAGCAGUACCUGUGCUGUACCUGAAUCGGAGGAGAAACCGUUGCAAUCUCGUCGAUUCAGAGAGAGACGUCGUUCCCAGCCGAAAUUGACGAGAGGAAACGAAUCGACGACGCGAGGAAUCCGUGAAACGCGAUUUUUAGAGGCGUUUAACGAAAACUCGGCGGGGCCAGGAAAUCGGGGAAAAUGUAUGUACUGUAUGUAGAAAAGAUUAGUAAAACAUCGGCAACGGUGCCCGUGGCUCAAUUAUCCUAGAUAUUGGGACGCGGAGAUUGUGCGAGAGAGGAAAAAAAAAAGAAGAGCAAAA
Frieseomelitta varia is the source of this 6801-nucleotide messenger RNA. RefSeq names its product MOXD1 homolog 2 (gene olf413). The record is from RefSeq and is a predicted model, not a curated record. Lineage: Eukaryota; Metazoa; Arthropoda; Insecta; Hymenoptera; Apidae. Gene Ontology annotation, biological process: dopamine catabolic process; norepinephrine biosynthetic process; octopamine biosynthetic process. The transcript is spliced from 9 exons. Gene Ontology annotation, molecular function: dopamine beta-monooxygenase activity; copper ion binding. Gene Ontology annotation, cellular component: secretory granule membrane. Bases 48 to 2039 code for a protein of 663 amino acids.